AUGAAUCCGAUGAACAAUCAGUUUCUCUCAGUGACACCGACGCAAGCCAAAACACCCGCACAUACACUGAUCCGGGUGCGGAAUAAUCAGCGACGCCAUCGUGAGCGGCGACGCCAAUAUAUCGCCUUACUCGAGCAGAAAGUCCACCAAAACGAGUGUCUUCUUGCUGAAGCAAGAGCAAAAAUUGCGGAACUAGAGGCUGAUUCCAGGUACUGGAGGGACCGAGCGACUAAGGAGCAUGCUGAUGCUGUGGUGACUCCACAGCCGAUGCUGCCAACGGAAGAACACCAGCAACUGGAGGAAAUUGGCGAUGAGAUACGAAAACAGUCCCUGUGGCUCCAAGAUGAUGAUACUUACGCACGCGAUGCAACGGCUGGAUUUGAGUCACAACGCCUUGUAGCGAUGAUGAAGACUACUGCUGUGGCUGGAUCCUCCAGUCCCUGUAUAUCAUCGCCCCAACGAACCUCAGCUUUGGUACCCCUGGGCUCUGUGUAUCUCUUUCAGCGGCCCGAACCUGGUAUCCUCCCACAGCAUAGCACACAACUGAAGGGGACAUCUCUGCCAGCCCUCUUAAAUGACGUAGACACCAACCAAAUUGAGGACGUGUCCAACGGCCCAUUGGCCUCGAUUUCCAACUGCAAGACAUACCCACCGCUCGGAAAUGAGUCUACAGUACCCUGUGCUCACGCGUCCAAUUUGAUUGCACAACAGAACGUCCGUUGUUUGGAUGAGAACAGUAUUCAAACUUGGCUUCAAAAGAGUUUCCGGAGUGCUCAGUCUCAGAGCGAAGGCUGUCGGGUCGAGACCGCAUCUUUGUUCGCUCUGUUAGACUUUAUCAGUGCUCCUUGA
Molecule: messenger RNA, 849 nt
Organism: Exophiala aquamarina CBS 119918
Lineage: Eukaryota; Fungi; Ascomycota; Eurotiomycetes; Chaetothyriales; Herpotrichiellaceae
Exons: 1
Coding region: 1-849 (282 amino acids)
Source: RefSeq, a predicted model, not a curated record